AAAGACAACACAACAGUAACCAGAGAACUAAACUGAAGAGAGAGAGAGAGAGAGAGAGAGCGCCAAAGUGCAAUCCCUCCCUCUGUCAAAGUGGGUUCACCAAAACACACAUUUUCUAGGGUUUUUUUUUUUUACAGGGUUUGGGAUCAUUUUUGUGGGUUAUUGGAAGCUACUAUUAUGGAAGAAGAAGACGGGUACAAGAGGAAUGAGCGCAUAGCUCUGGUUGUAAUCUUGGUAAUGGCUUCUGUAGCUGUGGCUACUCUGUUUGUGACAUUCAUCUACUACUGCUACAUUACCAACAAAGUCUCCAGGCGUCUGAACAACCGCAAAAAAGAGUCAGAGCAUGAGGGAAAAAGUAGCACUUUUUGCCAUAUUCAAGUUGCCACAGAACAAGGACCCCAGGAGUUCACCUUCAAGCAGCUACAUUCGGCUACUGGCAGUUUUGGAAAAUCUAAUGUAAUUGGCCAUGGUGCAUUUGGGUUAGUCUACCGAGGAGUGCUUCAAGAUGGUAGGAAAGUUGCUGUUAAGCUGAUGGAUCAGGCGGGAAAGCAAGGGGAGGAGGAAUUCCAAGUCGAGGUGGAAUUACUCAGUCGGCUGCAUUCUCCGUAUCUACUACCAUUAAUGGGCUAUUGUUCUGACAGUAACCACAAAUUGUUGGUGUACGAGUUCAUGGCUAAUGGUGGUCUGCAGGAACAUUUGUAUCCCAUCAGUGGAUCCAACAAGGGUUGCUCAAAGUUGGACUGGGAAACCCGACUGGGAAUUGCUUUGGAAGCUGCAAAAGGGUUAGAAUAUCUUCAUGAACAUGUCAGUCCUCCAGUUAUUCACAGAGAUUUUAAGAGCAGCAACAUCCUUUUGGACAAAAGUUUUCAUGCCAAAGUUUCCGAUUUUGGAUUGGCCAAGCUUGGAUCUGACAAAGCUGGAGGCCAUGUUUCAACUCGUGUGUUGGGCACCCAAGGAUAUGUCGCCCCCGAGUAUGCAUUAACUGGCCAUCUGACAACAAAAUCAGAUGUUUAUAGUUACGGUGUUGUCCUUUUGGAGUUACUUACCGGUAGGGUUCCGGUUGACAUGAAGAGAGGUCCUGUUGAAGGCGUUCUUGUAUCUUGGGCUUUGCCCCGACUUACGGAUAGAGAGAAGGUAGUAGAGAUUAUGGAUCCGGCAUUGGAGGGUCAGUACUCAAUGAAGGAGGUUAUUCAGGUGGCCGCAAUUGCUGCGAUGUGUGUACAAUCAGAAGCAGAUUACCGGCCACUGAUGGCAGAUGUCGUGCAGUCAUUGGUUCCCCUAGUGAAGCAUCACAGGCCAACUUCUAAAGGAGGCAGUUGCUCAAACUUCCAUCCUAACAACUCUCCAAAGGCCUAGUACUUCGAUAAAGCGAAGUGUCAGAAGCUAACUGAGUCUGGUUAUAUUGGCUCUAUGAGCUUCCUAAGUUGACUUUUGCGUUUUAUGCUCAGUUCUUGGCGUUUAGGGUAUUUCAUAGACUUUUGUCAUGUGUUUUGAGAAGGUGUACAAUGUGGUAUUUACUAUUUAGACUUAGGUUGGAGAAAGUCUGUAACAUUGUCUGAACAGUAUAUAAUCCGAAAAACACGGUAAGCCUACUGGCAAAUGUGUUCGUCUUGGUAAAGCCUGUUUAUCGUGGACGGACGCGUCUUAUAUGAACAGAUGUGUCUCCUCCCUUGGUGACUAUACGAAAUAGUCACCAGUUGGCCUAUAUAAAUCACAUCCUUGUUCA
Molecule: messenger RNA, 1726 nt
Organism: Rhododendron vialii
Lineage: Eukaryota; Viridiplantae; Streptophyta; Magnoliopsida; Ericales; Ericaceae
Product: probable serine/threonine-protein kinase PBL7
Exons: 6
Coding region: 178-1356 (392 amino acids)
Biological process (GO): protein phosphorylation
Molecular function (GO): protein kinase activity; ATP binding
Source: RefSeq, a predicted model, not a curated record